AGCUUCUUCCAAUAUAUAAAUGGGCCUGGGCUUUAGCUAUAAAAUAAAUAAAUAAAGCCCACAAGAGAAGAAGAGUGGCUUAUACGGAGACUUCUCUGAUCUCUGAGUAUUCUUCUCCUCGUCUAAUUUCGCCUUGAAAUGGAGAAAGUGACGGAGAAACCCAAUUCCGAGACGCAACUUCCUCCUCCUCCUCCGAAUCAUCAAAUGGAUGCAGACGACGAUGACGAGAAUGUGAAACAGCUCAAGGAGUGUUCUUCUCUAUAUCUGUCUUUACAGGAUUGUCUUGUUGAUAGCAAUAGGGACUGGAAAUCUUGCCAGAAACACGUUCAAGCUUUGAAGGCAUGCCAUGAGAGGAAAACGAAGAAAUGACAGAGAUGACGAGAAGGCACACCUGAUUUGGAAGGAAGAGGAUUUGAUUAGAGACUUCUUAUAGAGAAACCAUAUUAUUAUUAUCUCAUCUAUAUAUAUAUACGGCUUUGCAUAAUGGUUUUCUAGCGAUUUUCUUUAUUGUGGAGAUUGCAAAAUGUACAAGCUUUCGUACAAUGUAAACUAACCCACUCGGAAUUUUCACUUCGAGCAAGCUGGAUCUUGUUUUUUUGUUUUUUUUGUCUUCUUGCUUGUUGAGUUUGGUUCAUUGCAGAGAAUCUUUCUUUUGCCGUCUCUGAAGUAGUAGAGUUUUCUUGCUGGGAUGUGAUGAUAUAUGCAUUUGGUUCCUUCAGAGGAUAUCUCUGUUUUUGCUCCCAUUUGGUACCUUUCAAACGGAAUCUACUUCUUAUAUGUUCCUCUGUCACGAAGAAUAUUGUACAUGAGUACAUCGUUCUUCCAAAAUUUAUACAUCCUUUUAUUUGUAUGCUACUUUAUGUUACUGGAGCAUGAAUCUUGUGAUGGUAAAGGAAUAGGCCAAUGGGCAGUGGAGAAAAGCCGAG
Thlaspi arvense is the source of this 926-nucleotide messenger RNA. Lineage: Eukaryota; Viridiplantae; Streptophyta; Magnoliopsida; Brassicales; Brassicaceae. The record is from the annotation of a GenBank genome assembly.